CAUCUGUGGUUUGGUUUUAAAAGUGGAAAGCUUGCCGUACACAUUCUUUUUUAACUGCAGAUUUACUUUAGGUUUCAUAGUCUCUAAAUCUAUUCUACUUUAAAGAAGAAAAGAAGUCAUUUAUUAAAAUCACAUUAUAAUCAGAUUUUGACCAAGCAUUUUGUAAGAUUGCCAAUAAAUUCAUGGACAUGGAACACACAGGACAGUACCUGCAUCUUAUCUUUCUGUUAAUAGCAGCUUUUUCCUUAUCACCUGGAGCAAAAGCCAGCUAUGCACAUCUGUGGACUAAGGAUACUACUGCUUGGGAUUCAGUUAUUCAAAACAGUACAGGAACACACCAAAAUGAAAACAUUAAUACAAACUCUGUUAUUCCUCAAGUGGAUUACAAAGCUAAUUCUACAAACAUGCCUGAAAUAGCAACUUCAUCUCAUACAGUAUCUGAACGGGAGCUCUACACGCCUUCUAUUGUCAGGAACAAUACUCCAACAACAGAAAGCAUUGAAAACACAAGCAAAAGUCAUGGUGAAAUUUUUAAAAAGGAUGUCUGUGAGGAAAACAACAGUAACAUGGCUAUGCUAAUUUGCUUAAUUAUAAUUGCUGUGCUUUUUCUUAUUUGUACCCUUCUAUUUCUAUCAACUGUGGUUCUGGCAAACAAAGUCUCAUCUCUCAGACGAUCAAAACAAGUAGGCAAGCGCCAACCUAGAAGCAAUGGUGACUUUCUGGCAAGCAGUGGGCUCUGGCCAGCUGAAUCAGAUACUUGGAAAAGGGCAAAACAGCUCACAGGGCCCAGCCUCAUGAUGCAAUCUGCUGGAGUGCUCACAGCUACAAGGGAAAGGCAGGCUGAAGAAGGAACUGAAAAACUUACUAACUAACAGAUGCUUUAGGGAAGGAAAAUGCAAAGUAGCAUUGAGAAAGGUUACAGAGUAAAAAAUGAAGUUGGUUUGGUAUUUAAUCUGAUCAAAGUGUUGGUCAGAUUAUCUAAAAUUUGACAUGUAAUUUAUUAUCAAAUAGAUCAGAAAGGGAGAUGUAUGUAUGCCUGCUUAAUUACUUAAACUGUGUACUUCUGCUUGACGCUGAAUAUUUUAAAAAGCAAACAAAAACAAAACAAAAAAACCCAACCAACUGGGGAAGGGUUUAAUGCUAAGCUGAGGAACUGACUAACAGAGGUAGAGCAAGGAAAGUAAAUAUUCCCUAUUUAGCAAUAGUAGUUAGAUGAUUUUUAUCUGAAUGUAAUUAAACUUUGAAGAAUUUUAACAUGUCCUUGGCGCCAAGAAUAUGCUCUGGUGUCUAAGAGGAGUCAAAUUCCUAAUGCAUAGACUUGAACUAUAUAAUAUAAUGGCACCUGUUUGCUAGAUCUGGCAUAAUUCACACUAGUUCAUGUAUCAAUGCAGAUAAUUUCAGGCUACGAUCUGUCAUUUUUGUACAAGGAUAUAUAAGAAAGCGCUUUUCUACUAUAAAUAUUAAAUUAAAACUUAAUUUUGUUUAAUAAAUUAAAACUCGUGAAAAUAAAACUGACCAUGUAUAUUUGCACUCACUUUAUUGUCUUAGAACACACUGUAAAGGUAAGAAACACAGCACAACCAAAACAGAUGAGAUUCACAGCCACACCAGAAGGCUAAGCACAAUCAUAAAGUAUGUUUUAAAAUUUAAGAAUAACAUUAGUUUUCUGUAUAAAUACCGCUUUUUGGAGCACUAAUGACAAAUACCUUCUGGGUGUGAUGAUGUACACCUAUAACUGCAGCACUCAGGAGGAUGAGGUAGAAGGAUCUGAGUUCAAGGCCAGCCUGGGCUGUAUAGUGAGACUUUGUCUCAAACAAUAGCAACAACAAAAAUAACAAAUACCCAAAGGUUAAUUAAUAUUUUGACUUCAAGGAUGCCAAGUGACUUUAAAAAAUGACCAAUUUUAGUUUUUACUGUCAAAUGUGACAUGAAAAGGAAAGGUGUGUGUUCAGUUUGGAAAACAGAAACAAUUACCUGAAGUAGGUAAUGGUCUAACCUUUGAAGAAACUGGCUUCAAGUCAAAUAAGGACUUAAUUCAAGUCAAGUCCUCCAUCUCAAACACAUUACAAAAAAUGGUUUGGGAAGACUUUCCAAAUACCUACUGAAACUGACAGAGGGCAUACUAAUUAAAGACUAAGGCUACAUUUUAAAAAAUGUCAUUCCUUAAUGAGUACUUAUUCUAUAUAAUAUCUUAGCCAUUUAAGAAAAGAUUAUGUAUGUAUUUUUCCAAGUAUGGCCACAAUCUUACUCUGCCUUCUUGAUUAGUGAUUCUCACCUUGUCUACAUAUCAUGAAGAAUUACAAUAAAAACAAAAAAGCAGCACAAAGGCCUAAUUCCUAUACUCUGCUUCUGAGUUUCAGGCACUGGCAAUUUUUACAUAACUCCCUUGAUGGUACUGCUUUGGCCAUCAAAUUCACUUUUUACAAGUUCAGUGACUCCAAACAUAUAGAUUAUAUUGUCAGAUGAGGUGGAAGACAGCACAGUUUCAUUAUCAAUUUAUUACCAGUACAUAAGAAAAUAAAUCAAUUCCCUAAACAAUAAAUCAUAACCAUAUUAUUCCAGAUAUUGCUAAAAUGAAAAAGGAGAGAAUACUCAUGCCAAUCCUGGCAAUAUGCAGGUGUAAAAUGUCCCAGAUUAGAAAUGACCUCUGGGAAAUGCUCCUACUUCAUGCAAAUUAAAAAUUGGAGACUGGAUAC
Molecule: messenger RNA, 2696 nt
Organism: Castor canadensis (American beaver)
Lineage: Eukaryota; Metazoa; Chordata; Mammalia; Rodentia; Castoridae
Gene: Evi2a
Product: ecotropic viral integration site 2A
Cellular component (GO): membrane
Source: RefSeq, a predicted model, not a curated record